AGCAUCUUUACAGUUAAACAUCAUUACUGAAGGAGAAUAAUUGAGAUAUUUCGUGUUUUUCUUUUUUUAACGAGGCUGUGGUUUGAUCGCGAGCUGUCUGAUGGAUCUAGUGCAGUUUUAUCAGCCGGAAUCUUUUUCCUUUCCUUCUGAACCUACCAACUUUUUAGACAUGAUGUCAAUCAACACCCACUGCCCCACCUACAUCAAGGCAGAACCAUCGAGCCCCGCCUCCCCACUGGACAGUCUGACCCAGCACAGUCCAGGGGCAUCUUCAGAUGCUGGAAGCAGCUACAGUUCAGUAACUAAAGAGAUGCAAACCGGUCUGGACUUUCCAGUAGGGGCAGUGUUGAGUCCUAAUGGCGCCCCCUUCAGGCUGGUGGAGGAAUCACAGGUGAAGAGCGACUACAGGUUGAGUUCGGCCACCAAACGUCUGUGCCUGGUGUGUGGCGAUGUUGCAUCUGGAUUUCACUAUGGGGUGGCGUCCUGCGAGGCCUGCAAAGCGUUCUUUAAACGUACCAUUCAAGGUAAAAUAGAGUACAGUUGCUCGGUCAGCAGGGAUUGUGAGAUCACUAAGAGACGGAGGAAGUCUUGUCAGGCCUGUCGCUUCACUAAGUGUCUGUCUGUGGGGAUGCUGCGAGAAGGUGUGCGUUUGGACAGGGUGCGAGGAGGACGGCAGAAAUACAAGAGAACCAACUCCAAUUCCAGCGUUUGCCUCAGCGUACAACUUCAUCACAGGAACGCAUCACCCCGCAGCAGUAAGGAGGAGAAUAAGGUGGUUAACCUCCUGUUGGAGGCGGAGCCAGAAAGGGUGUGUGCCAUGCCUGACCCCGCCCUCCCUGACGGUGACAUCAAAGCUCUGACGACACUGUGUGACCUCGCUGACAGAGAACUCAUGCUGAACAUCAGCUGGGCCAAACACUUACCAGGCUUUUCCAGCCUCUGUCUCUCAGACCAGAUGAGUUUACUGCAAAGCGCAUGGAUGGAGAUCCUCAUCUUACGUGUGGUGUUCCGAUCGCUGCCCUGCGAGGACAGGCUGGUUUUUGCGGACGAUUACAUUAUGGAUGCUGAACAGGCCAAAUCCGCCGGUCUGCUGGAACUUCACAUGGCCAUUUUACAGCUGGUGCGCAGGUACAGAUCCAUGGGACUGGAGCGAGAAGAGUUUGUCAUCCUGAAGGCUAUCGCUCUCGCCAACUCGGACUCGAUGCAUAUAGAGGAUGUGGAGGCAGUCCAGGUUCUUCAGGAUUCUCUUCACGAAGCCCUGUUGGAUUACGAGAGCGUUGUCCACACGGAAGACCCUCGACGGGCAGGAAAACUCAUCAUGACCCUUCCUCUCCUCCGUCAGACCUCUGCCAAAGCCGUGCGACAUUUCUGCAGCAUCAAACAGGACGGACGCGUCCCCAUGCACAAACUUUUCCUGGAACUUCUAGAGGCCAAUGCCUGAUGUCUGCUCCGAUUGAAGCAUCAAACAGAGGUGACUCCACCCCCGCACGAUGAGGUCUGCCGAUGGACGAUUGUUUGUGAAUCCCGGUGCAACAAAAGACUGUCACCACUCGUAAUAAAUCAAACAAGAAAUAUACCAAACUAUACAGAUGCGUGUAGACUAGGACCAAAGGUCAACACAUAGCUCAAAAAACGAAAUCAGUCAAAUAUAUCAGUGAGAGCUCGAUGGAAGCGUUUCGGUGACCUGAAACUUGAAGACAUUCAUUGUUUGAUUUUUUUAGCUUUUAACUUGUUAAAUGUUGUGUCUCCAUAGGGGUGUUUGCCUUGCCAAAGAAACAAACAUGAGGGAAAACAAAAAAUGCUACACAUUUUUAAGUUUAAACAUUUCAGAGAUUGUUUUGAAUGUACUAUAAUGCAUAUUUAUUGGAGUAGAGGUCAAAAAAGAAGGUCUUUCUAUAUCAAACAGUAUCCGCAAAAAGCAAAUAUCAAAAACCGCAUCGACAAUUCUGAUAAAAAGAAUGAAUGCGUUUUAUCAACUAUACUAUUUCCUGAGCGAUUAUCUUGUGAUGUUAUUUUAAAUGCACAAAAAGCCGAAGCUUCAUGGAAGCUUAGUCGAAAUGUCGUGUUGAAUGGAGUUAGUGGUUUCUUAUCACAAGAGCAGGUGGGGGUUUGUUUUAUCAGUCACCAUGUGUGUUAGUUUUUGAAUCAUAUCAACAGAACUGGACGCUCUGUUCUUAUAAAGCGAUAUAGAUUAGCGGCCAAACCAGCCUAUUACGUCCGAGAGCAAACUUAAAUUGAGUCGAAAAACUACCAACUGAUAACAAGCCUUGUUUGAUCCAUUUUACUGUGUUUUACCACAUUAACCUUCCAGCACCCCAAACUGAAAAUGUUUGCUCAGUUGACAACAGACAACGUAACUGUAUUCAUAUCUGUUUUCAGAAAUAAGUGUAAAUAUCUUUUAUAGCCGUAACAGAAUGUUUUGAUUGAUGUUUUGAUUGACUAACACUUAAAAAUAAUAUAAUAAUAAAAGUAAAUUGAAUCAACAGUGACCUUGACCAUUCAUUCACAAUGGACACUUCAGAGGUGAUGGCUGUGCUUAAUCUCUCUCCAUGUUGCCUGUGUGUAUUUGUGAAUAUCAGAUGUUAUUAAGUUUACAAUAAUGAUGGAAACACUUUGUGCACAACAGAAAUGCCCUAUCUCUUCAGCAGUGUUGGAAUUCCGGAAUGUGUAUGACAGACAGACGGUUUUAUUUCUUUAUGUGAAAGGUUUAUAAAUGCAUAAGAAGCUUUCACCAACAACAGUAAUUUAAGUAUCACCUUGGAAAUGUCUGUGUUUGAUUGUACACAUAUGCAUUAUUUUUUUCAAAUAAACACUGUAAAGACAACAAUAAAACAAAGUGUGUGUUUAAGUACUUAAUUUUUUU
This is a messenger RNA of Triplophysa dalaica, 2863 nucleotides long. RefSeq names its product estrogen-related receptor gamma b (gene esrrgb). NCBI's taxonomy places the organism in Eukaryota, Metazoa, Chordata, Actinopteri, Cypriniformes, Nemacheilidae. The transcript is spliced from 7 exons. The record is from RefSeq and is a predicted model, not a curated record. Gene Ontology annotation, molecular function: steroid binding; zinc ion binding; DNA-binding transcription factor activity. Gene Ontology annotation, biological process: regulation of DNA-templated transcription. Bases 101 to 1441 code for a protein of 446 amino acids. Gene Ontology annotation, cellular component: nucleus.